CAUUUUGGUGAACAUUGAACUUUACUUCAAAUUUAUACUUCGCUUUUUUCUUUGUUCAAAACAUCUUGUGUAUAAAUAACUUCCGCAGAAAUUUAACAAAAUAUAUGUAAAUUUAAAGAAAAUGUAUCAAAUAUCAAAAUUAUCAGUAUUACGUGGUUUAACUGGAACAAUACGUUAUUCUGCUAGCAAAUGUGGAUCCAAAGGCUCCUCCAAAGACGGAAAAGGUGAUUCGAAAAAAGGUGCGCCUGGCAAAUGUGGACCUAAAGAUGGUAAAGGUGAUUCAAAAAAAGCUGCGCUGCCUAGCAAAUGUGGACCUAAAGAUGGAAAAGGCGAUUCAAACAAAUGUGCACCGACUAGCAAAAGUGGAUCCGCAGGCUCCGCAAAAGAUGGAAAAAGUGAGGCAAAGUGUGCGCCUUUGAAAAAAUUGGAUCUAUGCGAAGCUAAAAAAGGAGGAAAAGAUGCAAAAGCAAAUAGAUGUGGCGCUGUACCACCACCACCACCUGAACCCAAAAAACCUGAAACCUUGGGUGGCGUUGGUAGGGAGUCCAGUUGCAAGCCGAAGAAAAAGCCACCAACGAAAGGCACCAGCACCGCAGGAACUUUCCGAAAAAUUUGUUUAUUCGGCGUCAUACCGGCUAUUGUAUUGCUAAAUAUAUUAAUAUUCGCUACGAGAACCCAUCCGGAGCGUGAAGAGUUCAAAAAGUGGCCACAUAUGUAUAAGCGAGACAAGCCCUUCCCUUGGGGAGAUGGAAUCAAAUCGUUCUUUCACAACCCACAUACCAAUGCAUUACCUGAGAUCGGUUAUGAAGACGAAUAAAAGCGUGCGUGUUUCUAUAUUUCGAAUAUGUACAAUAUAUUUCAUCGAAAUGUCAAGUAAAUGUACAAAAUAAAUUAACAUUUUUUUAUAUCCGGUAUAUAAUCGCAAUUGA
Molecule: messenger RNA, 929 nt
Organism: Zeugodacus cucurbitae (melon fly)
Lineage: Eukaryota; Metazoa; Arthropoda; Insecta; Diptera; Tephritidae
Exons: 2
Coding region: 122-817 (231 amino acids)
Biological process (GO): mitochondrial electron transport, cytochrome c to oxygen
Cellular component (GO): mitochondrial inner membrane
Molecular function (GO): enzyme regulator activity
Source: RefSeq, a predicted model, not a curated record